AUGCCCAGCCCGGACACGACAAGUCUUCAGAGAUUCGUGGACGCUUCGUUGGAUUUCCUGGAACGUUGGACACCAAUCCGAAGACAAGGCCCACGCCAAGAUGCCCCCAAGGAGUAUGGAUCGAAUCAUCACCGCCGUCAUCAUCGUUCGAAGAGUCCCCAGAGGCAUCGCCGCCACGAGAGUCCAAGAAAGGAUAGACACGGGGAUAAGAAACCUGCUGGUGCCAAUCGUACCGGUCGAAGCCCCAGUCCAAUCAACGGGGUAGCAAGGAAACAACCUCAUGGUCAGAAGGAUCUGGAAGAAGGACGAGGAGGAGACGACGAUGAUUUAUUGGCUCUCAAGUACGUAAGAGCUAGAAUGGAGACCAUGGCAUCUGAUUCCGAUGCUUCAUCAGUUGGGGAGAACCAAGCCGCCAUUCCUCCAGCUCUGGACGAGGAUGCAGAGGCCAAAAUGAAGGCUCGACCACCACCACCAGCUAUUGGACAACAACAAUCUGCAAUAGUACCUCAACGACCCGGUGCUUACAAAGGAGCUCCCGGGGAAGGAUUGCAACGCAACAGCGACGUUCGAUAUUCCCGUAUCAAUGUACCAUUGGACUUGGGCAGCAGCAGCAAAAUUGCUUCCUUCAAGAGCAGUUAUACUACUACUACAAGUAGUCCCCAUAAUCAACAAUCUUCUACCGUUUUUUCUUCUUCCAUGCGAGCAGAAGAACCGGGAGCCUUGGCAUCCAUUCCGGACUAUGACAACAUUCCUCCUCCAACCGAGCCCUUGACCAUUCCCGCAGAAAGCAAUGUCAUGAUUAGUGCCACAUUGGUCGAGAAUGAAGAUGUAGUCACGGCCGAAAAGGCACCGGAAGAUUUUGAAGCACUACGACAAAACAGUAAAACCAAAUACGUGAUGGCAUGCAUUCUGAUGGUCCUCCUCGCUCUGGGGAUCCCCAUGGUGGUGGUGUUGACCACCAAGAAAACCGAAGAGAUUUUGGUACGCCCCAACAUUACCGUGCUGAUUUGCGGGACGGCCAGCACCAAUCAAGCCGACUAUCGAGGACGACAGAAUACCAGUGAAACGGGCAUUCCCUGUCAACGAUGGGACUCGCAAUUUCCCAACAGCCACAAUUACUCGCCCGAGAGAUUCCCCGAUGCCAACCUUUCCGAAAACUAUUGUCGCAAUCCCAAUGGCGCGAGUCGGGCGUGGUGCAUUGCCAACACGGCGGGAGGUCCCACGAGAAAGCUAGACUGCGAUGUACCAUUUUGUGAUGCCAUAGAUGGCACGAUCAAUGUCAAUCUUUGUGGUACCCUCCGGGGCAAACGACAAUCGGACUAUCGGGGUACCAUCAAUGUGACCAAUCAAGGAGUGCCCUGUUUGCCGUGGAGUAUGUGGCAAUAUGCCGACCAAUACGCGGGUUUGGAGGAAAACUAUUGUCGCAAUCCGACACAAGAGUCUGCGGCGUGGUGUUUUGCGGGCAACCAAACAACUCCGGAGGAAGUGUUCUUUAGUUACUGUCA
Messenger RNA from Seminavis robusta, 1505 nucleotides. The record is from the annotation of a GenBank genome assembly. NCBI's taxonomy places the organism in Eukaryota, Bacillariophyta, Bacillariophyceae, Naviculales, Naviculaceae.